This is a messenger RNA of Acinonyx jubatus (cheetah), 3609 nucleotides long. It is a transcript of the gene RAD1, whose product is annotated as RAD1 checkpoint DNA exonuclease. Gene Ontology annotation, biological process: DNA damage checkpoint signaling; DNA repair. Gene Ontology annotation, molecular function: 3'-5' exonuclease activity. The record is from RefSeq and is a predicted model, not a curated record. NCBI's taxonomy places the organism in Eukaryota, Metazoa, Chordata, Mammalia, Carnivora, Felidae. The coding region runs from base 307 to 1152 and encodes 281 amino acids. The transcript is spliced from 6 exons. Gene Ontology annotation, cellular component: nucleus; checkpoint clamp complex.
GUACUCGCGCCUCUCUAGGCCACCUCUAGCUCUGUGGUGACGGAGGCUGUAGUGGCUGUCUGGUCUGAAAAGAGUGGCGGGAGCAGCUCUACUCCCUCCACACCUACUCGGGAAGCGCGGCUCGCUUCCCCCUGGCUGCGAAGGGCUGUCGGACGCCCGGACCCCGCCACAAAGCGCAGGUUGACUUCGCGAGCCUUGCGGGCAUUGAUCCGGAGUUUUAUUGUCGAAUCUCAUCAGGUGUUUCGCGAUCCGCAGCAGCAGGUGUCGGCACCGGGAACGUCCCUUGGGGCCAGAUGUGCAGUGGACAUGCCCCUCCUAACUCCACAGAUCCAAGAUGAGAAUGAUUACAGCUUAGUGGCCAGCCUUGACAACGUUAGGAAUCUCUCCACUGUCUUGAAGGCUAUUCAUUUCCGAGAACACGCUACCUGUUUCGCUACUAAAAAUGGAAUCAAGGUUACAGUGGAAAAUGCAAAGUGUGUGCAAGCAAAUGCUUUUAUUCAGGCUGGAAUAUUUCAAGAGUUUAUAGUUCAGGAAGAGUCUGUUACUUUUCGAAUAAAUUUAACUGUCCUUUUAGACUGUUUAUCUAUAUUUGGAUCAAGUCCUAUGCCAGGGACUUUAACUGCACUGCGGAUGUGUUACCAAGGUUAUGGUUACCCUUUGAUGCUCUUUCUGGAAGAAGGAGGGGUGGUGACAGUCUGUAAAAUCAAUACUCAGGAGCCUGAGGAGACUCUGGAUUUUGAUUUCUGCAGCACCAAUGUCAUUAAUAAAAUUAUUCUGCAGUCAGAGGGGCUCCGUGAAGCAUUUUCCGAAUUGGAUAUGACGAGUGAGGUCCUACAGAUCACCAUGUCUCCCAACAAGCCUUAUUUCAGGUUAUCUACUUUUGGGAAUGCAGGAAGCUCCCACCUUGAUUAUCCCAAAGAUUCUGAUUUGAUGGAAUCAUUUCAAUGUAAUCAGACCCAGGUCAACAGAUACAAGAUUUCUUUACUGAAACCCUCUACAAAGGCAUUAGUCCUAUCUUGUAAGGUGUCUAUUCGAACAGAUAACCGAGGAUUCCUCUCAUUACAGUAUAUGAUUAGGAAUGAAGAUGGACAGAUAUGUUUUGUGGAAUAUUACUGCUGCCCUGACGAAGAGGUUCCUGAAUCAGAGUCUUAAGUAUGGCAUUCGCUGUGAUAGCUGUCUUGACAUUCAUGAUCGGUCACAUUCUCGUUCUGGGUAUAGUACUCUCCAGAAUACUGGGUUUUCUGAAGGGAAGAAGCAUGGAGGAGAUAGGAACAAGGUCCAUGUACCCUAAUAGUUGCUGUGUAUUUUGUAAGUAAAUGUUUUCAUGUAGUCGUAGAUUAACCAGUACUGGACUGGACUGUGGUUCUGUCUUUUGAACUCAUGGGACUCAUUUUGAGCCAAGAUGAACAACUUAUUUAAGUAGGACACGUCAAGAGUCUAAAAAUGUAAAGUUUGGUGAUUCUGUACCUGAAAUGUUCUUUUAUUUACUUACCGUUAGAAAAAGCAGCAGCAUCUGGGCACUGAUUAUUAGUUUGACUUCCGGACUGUGUCUUAACGCGGUGGUCCUCAGAGUAUGGUGCCUGGACCGAGAGCAUCAGCAGUACCUGGAGACUUGUCAGAGAUGCUGGAGGGUGGCCAGCUGUCUGUAGCUUCAGUCAUUUCCCCCAGGAAAUUAGAUGCAUGUUCAAGUUUGAGAACCACUAUUUUGAAGGAUACGUUUAUUUCUUUGCAUUUAUAGCAUUCAAUUGCAUUGAAGUGAAUGCUGUUACAUGUGAUUUCUUCCCAAAUGUUCACAAGUUUACACUUUGCCAAACAAGUGUGAGUAAUUGUAUGAUUUACCUUUAAAGUAUACAUUUUAGAGAAAUCUAUGAACAAGAUAUAAAAGUCUUCAGAGUUACAGAAUUUCUUCUCGCUCUCAGAACUGUUCAGUGCAAGAAGUACUGUAGUAAGUACUUAGAUACCUUCUAUUUGCUUAUACGCGUCUCUCAACCAAACCAAGUGUAGAAAACCAGUUAUCAAGUGAUUUUGCACUUUCUUGGGUCAUUUUCAAUUAAUUUUUAUGGCAUGUAAAUAUUUAAUAAAAUACAAUACUAAAAUUACCUGACUUGUUUUGUAACAGAGAAAUAUAUAACCAAAAUAAAGGUCCGUACAUGUGGUAACAGCUCUGUGUGGGGCAGCACUGUUGGCCUUUGUGGGUAUGAUAGUUCUUCAUAGGAAAAACAUCCCACUGCAGGAUUCAUUUAGCCUCCCUGGCCUCGGGCCCCACUAGUGCCAGUCAUUGUGACCUGCGAUUCUCCCCUCCCCUCCCCAAUAAAAAUGUCCCAUGUUAUUGAUGGCUAAGAACCAUUGAAUAAUAUUCAUCAAAAGGGUAUAUUUGGAAUGCCUACCUUAAAAUAGGCCACUUGGCAUUAGAGGAAAUUGAUUUGGAGAGCAGUUCAGCAAGAACUUCAUGGAAAUGAUCCCCCAGAACAGCUGUGGGCACUGUUCCCAGGCACAGGGGCUAUUCUGGUGUGUAGCCCAGAGUGACUACCUAAUAACUACGAAGCCCCCCAGUAAUCUCGGCAUGCUAGCUGGUACAAAAAGUGGAGUUUUGUAAAGUAUAUGUUCAAGAAGUAAAUGAAUGAAUCUACAUCAAGAACAGAACAAAUCUAAAAGAUAAUUAUGAAAAUAUUUCAUCAGUCAGCAUUUCAAGGACUAUAAUUUUCCUUUAUUUUUUAAAAAACAAUUUUAAGUUUAUUGAUUUCUUUUGAGAGUGAGAGAGCAAGUAGGGGAGGGGCAGAGAGAGAGAGAGAGAGAGAGAGAGAACCCCAGGCAGACUUUGCACUGUUGGGGCUCAAACUCAACAUCCAUGAGAUCAUGACCCGAGCCAAAGUCAGACACUUGCGCACCAGAGCCACCCAGGUGCCCCCUAUAAUUUUCCUUUAAAAUAGGGCAGUUACUUUUGGUUUUUGUUCACUGGUACGUCCUGUACCUAGAAUGGUGUCUAUUCAAUAAAUAUUUGUUAGGUGAAAGAACCUCCAUUUCAGAUUAUCUUUUAGCAUUUUAUUAAUUACUAUUUCAUUUCAGUUACUUAGCUCUGAGUUGAUCUUGAUCUGAAGUAUUUUUUAAAAGUUGAACCUGUGAAGAAAUUAAAAUGUAUAUUGGUUCAGUAGGGAAAGAUUGACAUUUUUGCACAUUUAAGAUCAUCAUUUUAGCUGCACACAUCUUUAACUAUUUAGGGUUCGUAAGCUAAUGAGUGUAAUUCUUUCUACAUCACCCACCAAGGUACUGAUUUAAUAUAGAAUUUCCUAUUUAGUGGUUUCUCUUUGACCUCAGAAUUUACUUUGUACAAGUUCCCUUGAAAUUCCAGCAGGGGGAGUGCUUCCUCAGGCAGACUGGGACACUUUGGUGACUACAAAUUCGUUUCAUGUGUCACACACAGAAAAAAUAUAAUCUUAUUUUGAAGGCCUUUAGUUUUUCCUUUUUGCAGUUUAUCUCAUUUUAUUUUCAUUGUGCUUACUAGGGAAUGUGUAGUUUUUUCCUCCAUUUUUAAUGUUUUUCCCCGUUUGAUGAUACUGUGCUUCCACCUGCAAUUGAUGAAAUGAUUCAAAAUAAAAACGAUUUUUUGAA